Messenger RNA from Helianthus annuus (common sunflower), 687 nucleotides. RefSeq lists its product as uncharacterized. NCBI's taxonomy places the organism in Eukaryota, Viridiplantae, Streptophyta, Magnoliopsida, Asterales, Asteraceae. The transcript has 2 exons. Gene Ontology annotation, molecular function: nucleic acid binding. Gene Ontology annotation, biological process: DNA integration. The coding region runs from base 1 to 687 and encodes 228 amino acids. The record is from RefSeq and is a predicted model, not a curated record.
AUGGGACCUUUCCCAAACUCCAAAGGAAACCGUUACAUACUCGUGGCGAUUGACUACGUGUCUAAAUGGGUUAAGGCUCAAGCUCUUCCCACAAAUGAAGCCCAGGUAGUGUUGAAAUUUCUUAAGAAGCUCUUCUCCCGAUUCGGUACACCUAAAGCCUUAAUUAGUGACCGUGGCACUCACUUUUGCAAUGCAUUGAUGGAGAAAUUGCUUGCACGCUACGGUGUCACUCAUCGUUUGUCUACCGCAUAUCAUCCACAAACAAGUGGACAAGUGGAGAAUGCGAAUUGCGACUUGACCGAAGCCGCUAGGAAGCGAUUCUUUCAAAUUCAUGAGCUUGAGGAGCUUAGGGAUACGACGUAUGCUAGAUCGUUGGGAAUCAAGGAGAAAACGAAGGUGUUACAUGAUAAGAAGUUGAGAAAAGUGAAGGAGUUUAGCAAAGGCGACAAAGUGCUUCUUUAUAAUUCAAGGUUGAAGCUCUUUGCGGGUAAAUUGAAAUCGAAGUGGUCGGGACCGUAUAUGGUUCAUUAUGUGUUUCCGCAUGGAGCGGUGGAGAUCAUGGAUGAGACGGAUGGCCGUAGUUGGAAGGUGAACGGCCAUCGUUUGAAACAUUACAUUGGAGGAGCGAUAAACAAGAACGAGAGGGAGGAAACUCCUCUCGAAAUCCCACCUAAAGCCGCCAACUAA